UACCAGUAACCAUAAAAGAAAAAUACGCUUACCAGAAAUAGGAACCGACCCGUCUGUUUUAGGAACCGGAACUGUACUUUCCCCGGCGGUUCCAACUCCAAAUACAUUGGGCCCGGUGACGCCAGCACGUUUGGCCACCCCUACCAACCGUUAUUUCUUCUCAGUUCCUCACUGGAAUAUUGGGUUUUUAGGGAUAAACCGAUAAAGCAAAAUUAAUCGAUCCGUGAUCCGCCAUCCAUCCGCAGUUCUUGACCUAUAAUUUGGUAACACGCAAUGAUGGCGAACUCACUUCGAUUGUACUUGACCUGCAUCCGGAACACCCUGGAAGCCGCAUUGUGCUUACAGAAUUUCCCCUGUCAGGAAGUUGAAAGGCACAAUAAACCGGAAGUUGAACUCAAUUUCCUGACUUCAUCUUGUUCAAAGAUUUUUGCUGUAACUGUAGUUUUGGGGAAACUGCUUCAGUGGAUGUCUCAAUUGUUGCUUUGUGGUUUUCAGGACGAGUCCGGAGCUUCUUCUGAAUCCUUAUGGCCAAUAGUCAAUGAAAACUUUGCCAUGAAAGAUCCAAGUUCUGAUGGCAUUCUACUAUUAGCGUUUAGAAAGGCUUGGGCAUUAUUAGUUUUCACCUUGGAAACUUGGCUUUACUUGGGAAGCAGUGGUUUCUUUUCCAAGUCAAGGGUGAUGCUCUAUAAUGUUAAGCAGGCAGAUGAACUUGAGAACAUACUUACAAAGAAAUUUCUCAGAUUUCUAUCUAUGAGAGCAGAGGCAUUUCAAGUAUUGAGGAGAAAACCAGUGCAGGGAUAUGAUAUCAGUUUUCUUAUCACUAAUUUUCAUUGUGAGGAGAUGCAGAAGCAAAAGCUUAUAGAUUUUAUUGUUCAGUUCAUGGAGGACAUUGACAAAGAGAUUAGCGAGCUGAAAAUGUCUGUCAACUCACGGGGGAGGCUCGUUGCUACAGAGUUCUUGAAGCAAUUCAUCUGAUGAAAAACGACUCCAAUUUCUUGAGUUGAAACUUCUGUAGAUGCUGCUAAUGACUCUUGAAAUAGUUUCACUGUACAAUCUGGUAAACUAGGUGCAGGUAAAAGUGUUUGUAGAGAAAUCAAACAUCAGAUAUCAUGAGACUACAAGUUACGCGAGAAUGUGAAGAGAUAAGAAGUUGGAUUUGGACUUUCUGUCGAUCGUUGUUGAAUUUUGGAGGCUAAUCCACAAUAUUUGAGAUUGAUACAUUUGCUUGGCUUCUUUUAAAAGCCAGAAAAUAAGAUUAUAUUGAAUGCCGAUUCUCAAAAACAUGCAAUACAUACAGUCACGAAACGAGUUCCCAAGCUUUACGCAUAAUGUCAUCAUCCACAAACGGCCUUAAAGACCACAUCUUGCAAUACGUCUCCAGCUCCCCAGACAACAAAGACUCGUAGCUUAGAGAGGACACUAUUCGGACUUGCAUUGCAUAAUCUUGUUUCACCAUACUGUACACGUAAGCCAUCAUGGCAGCUAAAUCAGCAACUUCAAGUUUCGUAAUUUGUUCUCCAUCGCUCAAAGUAAAAACAGGAUCCGAAUCGCAACUCAGAUCAUCCAGAAGGCCUUUGAGUUCAUUCACAACAAUUUUAGCUCGAUUAAUAUGGUCCUCAAGUCCAAGAUGGCACUCGUGCAACUUGCUGACAUUUUGUACACAGUUGUGACAGUUGACAUAUCCAGAUUCCACGUAGGACAAAAUUCUUCUUGAGUCGUGAGCUUUAAUAAUGCGCUCGACCAGUUUUGAUGUCUUGUUAAUGGACGGCUGUCUUAAAAACUCGAGAGCUUGCUGAAAGCCGAUGAGUAGAGUGCAACCGGUGGACAUGAGCUCUUCAAAUUGAGCAACUCUCGUCAUGAAUUCGGAGUAUACUUUGAUAAUUUUAUCCUUUGGUUCAAUAUCUCGGUAUUCUCCAUCUUGCAUUGUACACUCAAAUCUCAUUAAACAUGAAAUGAGUGGCGAAAAAUUAUAGGAUUGUAGACACUCCGCCUCUCUAUUUACUCUGCUCGGCGGUUGGCCGUAAAAGAUGAAGUCGGUUCCAGCUGCGUUUUAAAGGCCCAGGUUGAAAUGAUGUCGGCCCCGGUGACUGCUUGAAGGAUCCAUCAAUUGAAGUUUGAUUCCAAGCUGCGAUGAAGUCGGUCUGGACAAGUCAAAGUCGGAUUUUGGCAACUGAAAUCGGGUUUCGAGGUGAUUCGGGACGUUUCGAGGUCUCGUCUGAUAUCGUGGUUAUUGCAGGUGCAAAUCCGGACGGUGUUGGAAAUCGGGUGAGCCCGCUUGCCCGACUUGUGAUUUUUAUUCUUGUCCUCGAAGUGCCACAGUAGUAAUUUCUGAUUUGGUAAUUUUUGGGGUAUAUCGUUGAUUUGUUGUGUAUUUUUGGUAAAUCAAUCAAGAAAAAUUGAAGGGAAAAUCAAG
Messenger RNA from Striga asiatica, 2413 nucleotides. The record is from the annotation of a GenBank genome assembly. NCBI's taxonomy places the organism in Eukaryota, Viridiplantae, Streptophyta, Magnoliopsida, Lamiales, Orobanchaceae.